Molecule: messenger RNA, 597 nt
Organism: Acanthosepion pharaonis
Lineage: Eukaryota; Metazoa; Mollusca; Cephalopoda; Sepiida; Sepiidae
Source: the annotation of a GenBank genome assembly
AUGCAACACUUGCCAUUUGCUCCCGGAGCCGGCCCAGGAAAGGCAGUCAAACCUUUCAAGUGGUCUUAUUGCAAUCCAAAGAACCCCGGUAUCAUCAGAAUAAAUAAACUACAAGUAUCCCCAUCUCCACUUCCCUCACCUGGAAUAUUUUAUGUAACGAUGGAAGAAGAAACACUCGCGCCUCUUAAUUCCUCUAAAGUCCAACUUUCAGUGAAAAAGUUGGGUUUUAUCAAUGUUCCAGUGCCAUGCAUUACCAAAUUUGGUUCCUGCACUUACGGAGACACUUGUACUUUAUUGGAUGAAAUGGAAAAGGAAAAUUAUGCCGGUUUACUUGGUCCAAUUGCUACUGCACUUAAAAAUAUAUAUCACAAAAAAGGCUUGCGUUAUAAAUGCCCUGUGCCCCGACAAAAAAUCAAGGUAACAAAGGAAAAGUUUCCUCUUCCGGCUACUUCAUCUGUCAUGAAAACAUUCCUGCAGGGAGACUUUAAAGCCACUAUCAAACUGAUUGACAACAAAAGCAACAAAGAGUUUUUCUGCAUAAAUGUUGAGAUGUCUGUAAGUACUGGUUGUACUGGCUGGCUGUGUGGAAGACGCUGA